Messenger RNA from Trichoderma asperellum CBS 433.97, 2213 nucleotides. RefSeq lists its product as uncharacterized. The record is from RefSeq and is a predicted model, not a curated record. Gene Ontology annotation, biological process: carbohydrate metabolic process. Lineage: Eukaryota; Fungi; Ascomycota; Sordariomycetes; Hypocreales; Hypocreaceae.
UUCGUGAUGGUGAUUCACACUCCUUCAUGAAGCCCAUGCUUACUUUGGCAAAAUAGUUCGGCCAUGGAAAUUCUCUCCGCUUCCCCUCGGCUCAGUCAAGCCUGGAGGAUGGAUGCUCGGUGAGAUGACCGCCAUGGCGAAUGGCCUCGCGGGCCAUGAGCACGAUUUUUACGUCUACGUCAACCAGUCUAGCUGGCUAAACACGCCUGGCAAUGGUGGAUCCGAGUACAGCUCUCUAAACGAAGGGCUGCCGUACUGGUUCAACGGGCUUGUCCCACUGGCGUAUCAGCUUGACGACGCGAGGCUCAAGGCGCAGGUCCAGGAUGUUGCCGACACCGUCUUGGGAUUCCAGGCUACAGACGGCUGGAUCGGGCCAGAGGUUGGCAAUGCGAGGAACUUUUGGGCGCGGACGCCUUUCUUCCUCGGCUUGACGCAGCUUGCAGAGGCGGAUAGCUCGUGGGAAGAUCGAGUUGUCACGGCACUUCGUCGCUUCAUGACGUUGGCGAAUAAGAUGCUCAACAAUAACAGCCAGGGCUUUGUGAACUGCGCGAGCAAUGUGGACUGCACUUGGGGACAGGCGCGCGUGCAUGACCUGAUCAUUACUAUCCAGUGGCUGCUGGAGAAGUACCCGUCUGAUCAGGAUUCCCUGCUGUGGGAGAAUAUGAAUCUGUUUUACUCGCAGACCAACUUUAAGUGGGCGGAUUGGUAUACCGAGGGAGUGUUCCAGCAAGUAGUGGACCCAACGAAUUCCUCCAACUUUGUUUAUAUCCACGGUGUGAAUGUUGGCCAAGGCCUUAAGGCAUCCUCGGUCAUAUACAGAAUGACUGGAGACGAUGAGAUGAUUACAAAGAGCGAGAAUGCCGUAGACUGGAGCUUCCAGUACCACGGCUCGGCCUCUGGUUCUAUCCUCGCAGAUGAGAGGGAACGUGACUUGUCAUCCUACAUUGGCAGCGAGCUCUGCACGGCUGUUGAGACGGCCUACUCAAUGGCCUACAUGUACCAGGUCCUUGGCAACAAUGCCUAUGCUGAUCGUGCCGAAAGAACCAUCUUCAACGCCUUCCCCGUCAUGCUUACUGGCGAUAAAUGGGCCCACCAAUACAUGGAUAGCCCGAAUCAGCCAUAUGCUCUCAGCAUUAUCCAACCCGACGGCAGCGUGCCGCAGGUGUUUACGACAGCAAACAGCGGCGUGGCCACGACGUAUGGCAUGGAGCCACUGUAUCCGUGCUGCACGGUGAAUCAUCCUCAGGGCUAUCCUAAAUUUGUGGCCAACAGCUGGGUAUUGUAUAACGGUGGUUUGGCGCACGCUUUGCUUAGUCCAUCAACUGUGACGACUGUUGUCAAGGGAGGUUCAGUAACGGUUGAGUGUGACACCAACUAUCCGUUUAGCAACGUUCUCACAUAUUACGUUAACGCUGAUAAGCCAUUCACUUUAUACUUGCGUAUGCCGGAGUGGGCUGACGGCCAGAUGUCGACCUUGACACAGUCUGGCGCCUCUUCGUCUCGCCUGACUCUCGAUGCUGAUGGGACAACUGGCAUGACCAGGAUCAAUCUUAAUGCCGGCAAGACGAUAAUCACCUACAUCAUUGUCGCGGGCGUUAGAACAGAAGAGAGACCUAACAACAGCGUGGCGGUCUUUUAUGGAAACUUGCUCUAUGCGCUGGAUGUUGGCUUUGCGGAGACUUCAUCACUGCCGCAUGCGUAUUACAAUCCCACUGGUCCUGGCAUUUCGGGCCUGCCAUUUUCAGAGCUGCGCGACUAUUAUAUCAACAGCACCAAGCCGUGGAAUGUUGCCAUUGAUCCUUCUACGAUACAAUACCACGGAGUCAGCAGUAGUGCGACCCUCCCAGAUCCCAUUUUCGAGCAGGGCGCUCCGCCGAACUACAUGACCGUUGAUGGCUGCCAGAUCGACUGGCCGUUGUAUCUCGGCGUCACGCCGGAUGUGCCACCCCAGGGUAGGACAUGUGUGGGGCCGAGGCGGUCGUACAGGCUGGUGCCGUAUGGAGGAGCAAAGGUGCAUAUGUCGGAUUUGCCCACCGUAACCUUUUAAGGCUUUGGGCGAGAAUGAGGAUUAGCAUGAGGUAUGAGAUGCAAUGAGGUAUGAGGUGCAAUGAGGCAUUGCCUGACGAAGAUGUACGGUUUUUGACGUCUUUGUUUUUAUUCAGUUAUUGUUUUUGUACAUAUGGGAUGGUGGGAUGGCCGGAGUGAUGCAUAGA